Dissoconium aciculare CBS 342.82 is the source of this 1344-nucleotide messenger RNA. RefSeq lists its product as uncharacterized. NCBI's taxonomy places the organism in Eukaryota, Fungi, Ascomycota, Dothideomycetes, Mycosphaerellales, Dissoconiaceae. Bases 1 to 1344 code for a protein of 447 amino acids. The record is from RefSeq and is a predicted model, not a curated record. The transcript is spliced from 3 exons.
AUGGCGGUGGACUUUGUCGCUCAGUUGCAAGACUUUCGUGACCAUGAUGCACGUCGCGAUAGUCUACUUGCUCAGCUUGUAAACGAUUUCCACGAGCUGCAAGCGCGAAUGAACGAGGUGACUGUUGAUUUGCAAGACGAGAAAAAGUCUCGACGUAUUUGGCAAAAACAUGCCGAGGAAAAUGAGUCGAUCGUGAUCGAGCAAAGACUAUCGCUGAACUCGAACAAUUUUGUGGUUGUGUUGAUUGAUGGUGAUGGGGCGUUGUUUAAACAUGAACUGUACAGGCUUGGUGCCGAAGGCGGUCGCAGGGCUGCGGGUCUGUUGCACAGUUCGGUACAAGACCGGUUGAAGGUGCAUUACCCUGACCAUAACGUUUCUGAUUGGGCAAUAUCCGUGUUUGUUAUGUGCAAUUUGGAGGGCCUUGCCAAAGCACUCCAUGUGUCUCAAAUCCUUACCGAACGAUCUCAGUUGACUACCUUCAGCCAAGCAUUUAACCUGGCGAAUCCCUUGUUCAAUUACGUUGAUGUCGGCCACGGUAAAGAGCAUGCUGACCACAAGCUGCGUGAGCUACUGCGGUUUCAUCUUGCAAAUACCCAAUGCAAGCACAUUUACUUCGCCGGCUGCCAUGACAAAGGUUAUAUUCCCGUGCUCGAAGAGUACAGCAAUGUAGCUAAGCAAGCGGCACGCAUCACACUGAUUGAAACCACUAAGUAUUACCACGGCUUUGCCCGACUGGGCUUCAAAACAGCCGUGAUGGCGGAUUUGUUCAGUUCGACCGACUUGACGAGUGUCGCAUGGACGACAUCGACUAUGAGCAACCAGGACGUGUAUGAGAGUACAGGACCGAGUAAAGCUGCCGUUGCUGCACUACCGAUCACAGCGGCUCCGCCUCUAUCUCAAGGUACGCCUCCCUCGGGAGCCUCGUAUGCAGCAGUCGGCAAAGCAUUAUCAGCGACAGCAACCGUGGUCAAUAUUGCUCCCACAGCGCCCCAGACAAAUGAAAAAUACAUCUAUCUGAACGCAGAUGAUUUGCGAGUCGAUAAGCCAUUACCGAAAUAUAGCAUGGCUGCGCAGGACCAGUUCGAAAAGAAGAUCCAGCAGAACGGCAUGAACUUUUGCAACCGUUUCCACCUUACCGGAAUUUGUUUUCAUGUGCAUUGCGCUUUCAAGCAUGGGCCCAAACUGGUGCCGCCAAUCUUGACGGUUCUGAAACACAAGGCAAGACUGAACGCAUGCGAAAGUGGAUCGUAUUGCGAGGAUGUCGACUGUACAAGCGGCCAUCAUUGCCAACAUGGCAGUUCAUGUUCUUACAAGAAUUUUUUUUCUCAGGCACUCACACAAUGA